This is a messenger RNA of Vigna angularis (adzuki bean), 1953 nucleotides long. RefSeq names its product cation/H(+) antiporter 14. Gene Ontology annotation, cellular component: membrane; endomembrane system. The record is from RefSeq and is a predicted model, not a curated record. The coding region runs from base 1 to 1953 and encodes 650 amino acids. Gene Ontology annotation, molecular function: antiporter activity. The transcript is spliced from 2 exons. Gene Ontology annotation, biological process: proton transmembrane transport; regulation of pH. Lineage: Eukaryota; Viridiplantae; Streptophyta; Magnoliopsida; Fabales; Fabaceae.
AUGGGGGUGCAAAUUGAUCCCAAACAAAUCUUCAAGAUUGAAAAGCAAGAAAUAGUGAUCGGUGUAGUUGGUCACGUGUCUUCUUUAGCAUGUAGUGGUGUAAUUUUAAACAUUUUUAGAUCAAUCUACCCAGAGGAAACUAAAGAUCCUAGUGUUCAUGUUUUACUGAUAUCAUCUUCUGUGACUACGUUUCCUGUUGUAAGUGCCUUUCUAACAGAGAUGAAUAUUAUUAAUUCAGAGGUUGGACGCAUAGCUGUAUCCACUUCUGUGGUUAGUGAUUCGUUCAUGUGGGUAUUUUAUUUUGUGGUAAUCAAAGGUGCUAUAGCGAUUCGACGAGAAACAUAUAAACCUAUUACAGAAAUAAUGGUGUCGGUUUCUUAUGUCGCCCUUUUAUUCUUCCUUUUAAGGCCAUUAGUUAUAUGGAUCUCCAAUCGUAAUCCACGAGGAAAACCAAUGACAGAAACUCAUUUUAUUUCAAUCAUUUGUAUACUUUUGUUUGUUGGAUUGACUGCAAGUAUUACAGGACAACCUCCUUUUGUUGUUGCCUUUUGUUUUGGGUUGAUCUUACCUGAUGGUCCUCCUUUAGGUUCUGUUCUCACAGAAAAGCUUGACACUGUCGGUUCUACUUUGAUAGUUCCAUCUUAUUGUACCAUUGUUGCCCUUAAAACCAGUCCUCGUUCAUUAGUAGAAUUCAAGUCACUCACCAUUGAGCUUAUCUUACUUGCAAUGUAUCUAGGGAAGUUUCUGGGCACCAUUUUCUCCUCACUUCUUUUUCAGAUUGAUUUUUGGGAUUCUUUUGCAUUGUCUCUAAUCAUGUGUUGUAAAGGCCUCACGGAUCUCUGCCUCCUCAACUUAUUAUUGAAUAUGAAGGCAAUAGAAGAACAACCUUUCACCCUUGCUAUAUUUACCAUGGUGGUAGUAACUGGUUGUGCAAGUCUUUGUGUUUAUCACAUGUAUGAUCCUUCAAAAAAGUAUAGAUCAUAUAUUAAAAAGACAAUCAGGAAUUCUCAGCCAGAACCAGAUCUCAAAAUACUUGCAUGUGUCCAUCACGAAGAACAUGUAUAUCCAAUCAUCAACCUUUUGCAAGCCGCUAACCCUAGAGAGGAUACUCCACUCUCAGUCUUUGUCCUUCACCUUGUGGAGCUUUCAGGUAGUGUCAUUCCCACUUUCACAGAAGAUAAUAUUGCUAACAAGUCAUCUCAACACAUACACAACGCCUUUGAUCAAUUUCACAAGCACAACAACGGUUCUGUCAACUUGCAUUUCUUCACAGCAAAAACCCCAUUUGUCAGCAUGCCCUACGAUGUAUGCAACCUUGCAAUGGAGUUCACGUCUAACAUUGUGAUCAUGCCAUUUCAUAAAUGGUACAGUAAAGAUAAUAUUGAGUACUUGAAUGCUUCGAUCAGGACACUGAACCAACAUGUUCUAAAGAAAGCUCCUUGCUCUGUUGGAAUCUUUGUAGAUCGGGGUCAGAUCAAUGACAAAGGAUUUGUGUUAUAUGAGAAGUUGAUUUGUGAAGUUGCAAUGAUGUACUUGGGUGGAGGGGAUGACCAAGAGGCAUUGUCUUUUAGUUUACGUAUAGCUCAGCAUCCAAAUGUGAGACUCACGGUAUUCUGGGUAAGGGUUAAAACGCAAAGCAAACAAAGGAAAACGAAGAACCCUUACAUUGACUUGAGGGAGCAUAUACGUUAUUGUAGUUACCUUGAAGGAAAAGUAACAUUCAAGGAAGAGGUUGUAGAAGAUGGUGCAGAUACAACAAAAGCUAUUCUAAGAAUAGAGAAACUCUUUAGUUUGAUCGUAGUUGGUAAGCAUCAUGUGAAAGAAUCUCCAUGUACAUUAGGGUUGACAGAAUGGUGUGAACUUCCUGAGCUUGGUCCACUUGGAAACCUCUUAGCCACAUCAGAUUUUACAUGUUCAUUUUUUGUGGUACAAGAACUACCAAGGUGGUUCUAG